CCUCCUUCUGCCUCCCCGCGGCCCGCGCGGCGGACGGUGUGGGGACGCAGAGCGGCCGCCGCGCCCCUCGCCCCGCUCCCCGGCCGCCGCUCCGGCCCUUCCGGGAGGCGCCGCAGCCUCAGCCCGCGCCGCACGCAGAUGUGGGAAGACAAAUGAAGGGGUUUAGAAGCCAAAUGAAUGUCAGUGGAAAGAAGAGCUACCAUCACUAAGGGCCUAACACAAGCAAACUCAUUUUCAGAGUUAAAGAAUUAUUUUAAAAAACAAGAUGGGGACUCCUGGUUCUGGAAGGAAGAGAACACCCGUGAAGGACCGAUUUUCUGCAGAAGAUGAAGCCCUGAGUAACAUCGCCAGAGAGGCCGAAGCCAGGCUAGCAGCAAAGCGGGCCGCCCGGGCAGAAGCAAGAGACAUCCGCAUGAGGGAACUGGAAAGACAGCAACGAGAGGAAGAUUCAGAAAGGGCCAGGCAUUCUCAGCGGUCUGGUCGUCACCGUCCAUAUCUGGGAGUUGAGGAUACAUUGUCUCUUCGAAGCCUUGGCAGUCACAGGUAUGAUACCCUCAAGGACAGAUCAUCAAGGCUUUCAUCAUUAAAUCAUUCUUAUAGUCACACCCAUGGGAUGAAGACGCGAUCUUCUAGUUCUCAUAAGGACCCACUGAGUGGGCUCUACUUUGACCAGAGAAACUAUAGCAGUCUUAGACAUAGCAAACCUGCCUCUACCUACUACUUCCGGUCUUCUUCCCUGUGCAGUGAGCCUCUGGGCACAUCCAGGAGUCAGAACAGGGCCUCCCCAACUGCAAAUUCUGGUCUGCUGAGAAGUACCAGUCUGGCAUCAUUGUAUGGUGGAUUAUAUAGCCCUUAUGGUUCUCGAACUCCAUCUGAAUACAGUUACUACUCAUCCAGAGCGAGUUCUUCCCGGAGCAGUCCUGUGUCCAUCGACGACGACACCGCAAGCAUUGUGUCUUCUGAUGGCGCCAGUCGUGGGCGAAGGGAGAGCGUGGUCUCUGCUGCUGAUUAUUUUAGUCGCUGCAAUCGUAGGGGGAGUGUUGUCUCUGAGGUGGAUGUCGCCGGCAUCUCAGACUUGACCAGCUUGGAUGAAAAAUCUGACAAACAAUAUGCUGAAAGUUACACAAGACCUUCAUCUCGAAAUUCUGCCUCAGCAACAACACCUCUAAGCGGAAACUCAUCCAGACGGGGCAGUGGGGACACCAGCAGCUUAAUAGACCCCGACACCUCGUUAAGUGAACUGCGGGACAUCUAUGACCUGAAGGACCAGAUACAGGAUGUAGAAGGGAGAUACAUGCAGGGGCUUAAGGAACUGAAGGAUUCUUUGUCUGAAGUACAAGAGAAAUACAAGAAAGCCAUGGUGUCCAACGCACAGCUAGACAACGAGAAGAACAAUCUGAUCUACCAGGUGGACACCCUCAAGGACGUCAUUGAAGAGCAGGAGGAACAGAUGGCAGAGUUUUACAGAGAAAAUGAAGAGAAAUCAAAGGAGUUGGAAAGGCAGAAGCACAUGUGCAGUGUGCUGCAGCACAAGAUGGAUGAACUCAAAGAAGGCCUUCGGCAGAGAGACGAGCUCAUUGAGGAGAAUCAGCGCCUCCAGCAGAAAAUAGACACCAUGACAAAAGAGGUGUUUGACCUCCAAGAGACCCUGCUCUGGAAAGAUAAAACAAUUGGGGCCCUAGAGAGACAGAAAGAACACAUUUCCUGCCUCAGGCAUGAGCGAGAUGUGCUCAGAGAGGAGCUGGCUGCCCUGCAGGAGACAGUGAAGACAGCAGAGAAACAUGGCUUAGUUAUAAUCCCAGACAGCACUCCCAAUGGUGAUGUCAAUCAUGAACCUGUGGUUGGAGCCAUUACUGCUGUGUCUCAGGAAGCUGCUCAGGUCUUGGAGUCAGCAGGAGAAGGGCCACUAGAUGUGAGGCUACGGAAACUUGCUGGAGAAAAGGAAGAGCUCCUGUCACAGAUUAGAAAACUGAAGCUGCAGUUAGAGGAAGAACGGCAGAAGUGUUCCAGGAAUGACGACACAUCUGGGGACCUGGCCGGACUGCAGAACGGCUCAGACUUGCAGUUCAUCGAGAUGCAGAGAGAUGCCAAUAGACAAAUUAGUGAAUACAAAUUCAAGCUUUCCAAAGCAGAACAAGAUAUAACCACCUUGGAACAAAGUAUCAGCCGGCUUGAAGGGCAGGUGCUAAGGUACAAAACUGCUGCUGAGAACGCUGAGAAAAUUGAAGAUGAACUGAAAGCCGAGAAGAGGAAGCUACAGCGAGAGCUACGUACAGCACUGGACAAGAUCGAGGAGAUGGAGAUGACCAAUAGCCACCUGGCAAAGCGGCUAGAGAAGAUGAAGGCCAACAGGACGGCCCUUCUAGCCCAGCAGUAGGAGGCAGCCUUCCACCUGGGUGCUCUGAGGGCCUUGCCCAGAGACACUGACUCUUUUGUACAUUGACACAAACCCCUUGGAGUACUGUUUGAGUCUUGUCAUUAAACAGCCACCUUUGUAUUUUAUAA
Molecule: messenger RNA, 2505 nt
Organism: Meriones unguiculatus (Mongolian gerbil)
Lineage: Eukaryota; Metazoa; Chordata; Mammalia; Rodentia; Muridae
Gene: Lrrfip2
Product: LRR binding FLII interacting protein 2
Exons: 28
Coding region: 266-2377 (703 amino acids)
Biological process (GO): regulation of DNA-templated transcription
Source: RefSeq, a predicted model, not a curated record